Acanthopagrus latus (yellowfin seabream) is the source of this 1840-nucleotide messenger RNA. RefSeq names its product phospholipase A and acyltransferase 4-like. Gene Ontology annotation, molecular function: glycerophospholipid phospholipase A1 activity; A2-type glycerophospholipase activity. The record is from RefSeq and is a predicted model, not a curated record. NCBI's taxonomy places the organism in Eukaryota, Metazoa, Chordata, Actinopteri, Spariformes, Sparidae. Gene Ontology annotation, cellular component: cytoplasm. Gene Ontology annotation, biological process: N-acylphosphatidylethanolamine metabolic process. Bases 1004 to 1459 code for a protein of 151 amino acids. The transcript has 5 exons.
CCAGCCAGUGGUCUGGUCGCCAGUGGGUCUCAGUCCACGCCUUCGCCACCGGCCUCCAGUUGGUCUCAGCCCGCACCCACGCCUUCGCCUUCGUCUACGUCGCCAACCUCCAGGGGGUUCCAGCCCGCACCUUCGCCUUUGUCGCCAGCCUCCAGGGGAACCCAGCCCGCACCUACGCCUUCGCCUUCGUCGCCAGCCUCCAGGGGAACCCAGCCCGCACCUUUGCCUUCGCCUUCAUCGCCGGAUUCCAGUGAGUUCCAGGCCUAUGUCUUCGUCGCUGCCCUCCGGCGAGUUUCAGGCCGCGCCUACACCUUCUUCGCCGCCCUCCGGCGAGUUCCAGGCCACGCCUACGUCUUCGUCGCCGCCCUCCGGCGAGUUCCAGGCCACGCCUACGUCUUCGUUGCCGGCCUCCGGCGAGUCUGAGGCCGCGCCUACGCCUUGGUCUCUCUGUUUUUCUCAGUGAGGAGCUCUUUAUUUUACAUGGAUAUAUGGUCUUAUUGUGGGCAUAAUUGUGUAUUUGUAUAAACAGUGUAUUUCGUCAACUACUGAAAAUACAUCUCUGGCAGCGUCUCUGCUGUUUGACAUGGGAAUUGUGUCACUCUCCCAAAUUCGUAUCAAGUAGUGAUAAUGAAGGAGCGCAUCAAUUUUUGAACAUGGUUACUGUCUUCCAUGUAGGCUACUGCACUUCAUUUUGAAACAACACAAUGUGCGCAUAUAUCCUCUGGUAUGUUGUGUGCCUCCACAUAUCAUAUAAACAAUAAUGGUGGGUCGCCAUGGCCAAAAUGCCGGGGCCAUUUUUUGGUCCUAUUCCAGCCCUGAGUACAAGGCCCCGCUCAGUUGGCAUCACUGUGAAGGAGGAGUUCAUGCUGGUGGGCAAGAUGAUGCCAUACUCCCUCUGCAGCAGGAACUGUGGGCACUUUGUAACCGAGCUGUGCUGCUGAGAAGCUGACUCCCGGCAGGUGCUGAGAGUCAUCUGGAAAGUGAAACCAGUUUAAGGACUGACAUGGGCCAGUCACAGUCUGAUGAGACACCAGAGCCUGGGGACUUGAUUAAGAUCUUGCGAGGUGGUUAUCAGCACUGGGCUGUGUAUGUUGGUGAUGGCGACAUUGUUCAUGUCACAUUGCCUCCAGGCGCUGACGUCCAGCGUGCAGCUUCCAACACCUUGAUGUCUGUCCCGACUGAGAAGGCCAUGGUGAGGAGAGAGAAGCUGAAGGAGGUGGUGGGAAACAACAAAUGGAGAAUCAACAACAGCCUGGACAAAAAGUACAAGCCCCGCUCACCUGACAUUAUUGUGGAGGAGGCGCUCAGGCAGGUUGGCGAGAUGAUGGAAUAUUCCGUCACCAGCAAGAACUGUGAGCACUUUGCAACCAACCUGCGUUACGGACAGGCUGAGUCCCGGCAGGUACUUAAUACAGUAGCUGCACAUAGUGUGAUUGCUGCCAAAUUCUUCCGAGGUUGAUUGACGGACGGACAGAGUUUUUCUUCCACCUCUCCUCCUGUCUGAAACUUUCCACUUUUUAAUUUAACAUGCCAAGAUGACAUUUUUCAAAAAGGUUUUCUUUUUUACUUGAUAAGUAAUGUUCAUUGUUGCCAAUACAUGAUAAGACAAGAAUGUUUUAAACAAUGAAACUGAGCUAAUUAUAUAUCACAGACAUGUCUUAUAAUGUCCCACACACUCUCUUUAUUGUAAGAGCUGCAUGAACUCAGUUUCAUGAUGUCCGAACCACUUCAACCCUUCUGUACUUGUCUUCUCACAUGUUCCUGCUGAUUGGUUGACAAUUUAGCUGGAUUCUAUAAAGUUCUGUCUUACUCAGACAUUAAAUCAUCUGUUAUUGCUUUG